Messenger RNA from Spizellomyces punctatus DAOM BR117, 3919 nucleotides. Its product is annotated as coatomer subunit alpha. Bases 126 to 3767 code for a protein of 1213 amino acids. The record is from RefSeq and is a predicted model, not a curated record. Lineage: Eukaryota; Fungi; Chytridiomycota; Chytridiomycetes; Spizellomycetales; Spizellomycetaceae. Gene Ontology annotation, molecular function: protein binding; structural molecule activity. Gene Ontology annotation, cellular component: COPI vesicle coat. The transcript has 17 exons. Gene Ontology annotation, biological process: endoplasmic reticulum to Golgi vesicle-mediated transport; retrograde vesicle-mediated transport, Golgi to endoplasmic reticulum; intracellular protein transport.
UCUGUCUUCUUGGGUACAUAGGGCUUGCCACGUAUACUUUACAACGUUGCCGCGGUGCGAACUAGAAGCCCGCGACAUCCUCGACGAUCCCGAGCGAGGGAGCUUAUACGGCAACACCAACAAAGAUGCUGUCCAAAUUCGAAACAAAGUCGAACAGAGUCAAAGGGUUGGCCUUUCACCCCAAGCGACCAUGGAUUCUGGCAGCGCUUCACAAUGGUGCUAUUCAGCUCUGGGACUACAAGAUGGGAACGCUCAUAGACCGGUUUGACGAACACGAAGGUCCUGUGCGAGGAAUUGCGUUCCACCACACUCAGCCUCUCUUCGUAUCCGGUGGGGACGAUUACAAAAUCAAAGUGUGGAAUUGGAAAACGCGGAGAUGUCUCUUUACCCUCAAUGGCCACAUUGACUAUAUUCGUACUGUCUUCUUUCACCAUGAGAGUCCGUGGAUCAUCAGUGCAUCUGAUGAUCAAACCAUUCGUAUAUGGAAUUGGCAGUCCCGGAAUUGUAUUUCUAUUUUGACCGGGCAUAACCAUUACGUUAUGUGUGCGCAAUUCCACCCCAAAGACGACCUGGUUGUUUCCGCCUCUUUGGAUCAGACGAUAAGAGUAUGGGACAUUUCAGGUCUCCGAAAGAAGCAUGCCGCUGCGCCAAGUAGCAUCACUACCGAUUAUGAACAUCGCCUGGGAGCUGCAGGCCAAGCUGAUAUCUUUGGCAACACGGACGCCAUGGUGAAAUACGUAUUAGAAGGUCACGAUAGAGGAGUCAACUGGGCAACCUUUCAUCCAAAUCUGCCGCUCAUUGUCUCGAGUUCGGAUGAUCGAACUGUGAAGUUGUGGCGCAUGAACGAGACAAAAGCUUGGGAAGUGGAUACCUGCCGUGGACAUUACAACAACGUCUCGUCCGUAUUGUUCCAUCCUCGACAGGAUCUCAUCAUUAGUGAUUCUGAGGAUAAGACAAUACGGAUAUGGGACAUGACGAAGAGGACUGCUUUGCAAACCUUCAGACGGGAGCACGACAGGUUCUGGAUUCUUGCAGCGCAUCCAGAGCUGAACUUGUUCGCAGCUGGUCAUGAUAGCGGCCUAAUCGUGUUUAAGCUUGAGCGUGAGAGACCGGCCCAUGCAGUUCAUCAGAACGUGCUAUAUUACGUGAAGGACAAAUUUAUUCGCUCUUACGAUUUUUUGAGCUCGAAUGACGUGCCAGUCAUUACCAUUCGCCGCGGCACUACUGCGCAAACAAGUCCUCCGCGGGCGCUUUCCUAUAAUCCGGCUGAGCACUGUGUUCUCAUCACCACGCCACAGGACGGUGGUUCGUAUGAACUCUACAAUUUGCCUAGAGGACAAGGAAGCGGAGAGUCUGUGGAGUCAAAGCGUGGUGUCGGUCAGUCAGCCAUCUUUGUGGCCCGCAACCGGUUUGCGGUCCUCGAUAAGCCAGGGCAGCAAAUUUACAUCAAAGAUUUGAAAAACGAGACGGUGAAGCAGUUCAAACCGACUGUAACCGUGAACGACAUCUAUUACGCCGGUGCCAAAAACAUUCUGUUAAUCACCUCAACUUCAGUUGUCCUCUAUGAUAUUGAGCUUCGAACAUCAGUUGCUGAACUAACUGUGAACGGCGUCCGAUAUGUGGUAUGGUCUCCGGAUAUGUCUAUGGUCGCAUUCCUAAGCAAGCACACUAUUGUCAUUGCCAACAAGCAACUUGAGCAAUUGUGCUUGAUUCAUGAGACCAUUAAGAUCAAGAGUGGUGCUUGGGACGAAAUUGGUGUGUUCCUCUACUCGACCUUGAAUCACAUCAAAUAUGCCUUGCCACAGGGCGACAAUGGAAUCAUUCGUACUGUAGAGCAGCCAGUGUAUCUGACAAAGGUUAAGGGAAAGAACGUCUCUUGCUUGGACAGGGACGGAAAGGUUCGCGCUAUUGCAAUCGACCCUACCGAGUACCGUUUCAAGCUGGCCUUAGUGCGCAAGAACUACAAUGAGGUACUGCACCUCAUUCGGACUUCCAAUCUGGUCGGACAGUCCAUUAUCGCAUACUUGCAGAAGAAAGGCUACCCCGAAGUUGCCCUGCAUUUUGUGAAGGAUAAUAAGACUCGAUUUGAUUUGGCCAUUGAAUGCGGUAAUCUGGGCGUAGCCCUUGAGACGGCAAAAGCGCUUGAUCGGGAAGAGUGCUGGCAGCAACUUGCGGCCGAAGCUCUCAAGCAAGGAAAUCAUCAGGUUCUUGAGAUGGCAUAUCAAAGGGUGAAGAACUUCGAACGUCUUUCGUUCCUUUACCUUGUUACGGGUAACGUGGAUAAGCUGAAGAAGAUGCUGAAGAUCGCUGAAAUGCGAAAUGACACCAUGUCGCGAUACCAUAAUGCUUUAUACCUUGGUGACGUUGAAGAACAGAUUCGGUUGCUCAAGGAAGUUGGACAGUUGCCUCUGGCAUAUCUUGCAGCGCAAACACAUGGGCUAACUGACGAGGCUGCCGAGAUCCUUGCAGCCGCAGGAUUGGAUGCCCCACCCGCGGGAAUCGCUCCCGGUCAGCUUCUGAAGACGCCAACGCCAAUCCUGCGUCAGCAAGACUCGAAUUGGCCCCAUCUUCCUGUUGCGCGGAGCUUCUUCGAAGAAGGGCUACUUGGAGGUGCACCUGUAGCUAGUGCGACAAAGGUAGAAGAUCAGGUUAUGAAGGAUGUCGCGGGCUGGGAGGAUGCCGAGGACAUUGAUGUUGGAGCACGCCCAGGGCUCGAAGUAGAGAAUGGUCAAAUAGAUAUUGACGUUGGAGGUGGGGAGGGAUGGGACUUUGAGGGAGAUCUUGACAUUCCUAGUGCUCCGCAAGGUGUACCGAGCGCCGCUUCAGAGACGGCCACAGGCUUUACACCUCCCACCGCGGGUACCAACUUUGCAGACCUCUGGGUUCGCAAUUCGGCAUUAGCCGCAGAUCACGCGGCUGCAGGGUCGUUCGAAACUGCCAUGCAGUUGUUGAAUAGGCAAAUCGGUGCUGUUAAUUUUGCAUCCUUGAAACCCCUGUUUCUGACCAUGUGGCAAGCGUCGAAAGCUUACAUGCCUGCAAAUGUAUCGCUGGCACCAUUAUCCCUACCGCUCCAGCGUCAGACAAAAAAGCAGCUUCCAGUGAUCCCGUACACCCUUGGCGGUCUGCUCGGAAAGUUACAGGAGGCGUACGCGGCAACAACAAACGGAAGAUUUUCAGAUGCACUCAGUCUGUUCAAAACGAUCCUCCAACACAUUAUCUUCACCGUGGUGGAGCGAGAGGAGGAGGCCACAGAGAUUCAACAGCUCAUUGACACCUGCCGGGAAUAUGCACUAGGUUCACAAAUGGAAAUAGCGCGGAGGAAUCUGAACCAAGAGACGGAUGCAAAACGGGUCAUAGAGCUAGCGGCUUACUUUACCCACUGUCAAUUACAGCCCGCCCAUCUGCAAUUUACUCUGCUUUCAGCAAUGGUAUCUUGCUACAGAGCAAGGAAUCUUGCAUCCGCGCUAGUGUUUGCCCAACGCCUCCUUGAACUGAAUCCAGCGCCCGGUCUUGCUCAAAAGGCGCGCAACAUGCAAGCAUAUUGUGCCCAAAAUAAUCCAACAGAUGCUAUUCAAGUCGAGUACGAUCAGCACAAUCCGUUUGUGACAUGCGCCAUCUCAUACACCCCCAUCUACCGCAACAGUCCGUCCGUGCAAUGCCCAUACUGUCGGGCAUCCUACAAGCCAGAAUAUAGUGGGGGGUUGUGUCAAGUAUGUGAGAUUUCCCAAAUCGGGGCGACGGCUACUGGAUUGAGGAACAUGUUGUAGGGCCAGAGUUGUUUGGGCGGUUUGGUGAUCAAUCAGAGAGAGAGAGAUGGUGGAGGAUGGCGGGGUCGCGCGUUGUCGACGUCAUAUCUAGUGCUGUCGCGACAAUUAUUUCUAAAAUAUUUUGAAGGAAAGCUAUGAUUCUUAAAAAGCCC